Plasmodium gonderi is the source of this 1344-nucleotide messenger RNA. Its product is annotated as Hsc70-interacting protein. The transcript is spliced from 2 exons. The coding region runs from base 1 to 1344 and encodes 447 amino acids. NCBI's taxonomy places the organism in Eukaryota, Apicomplexa, Aconoidasida, Haemosporida, Plasmodiidae. The record is from RefSeq and is a predicted model, not a curated record. Gene Ontology annotation, molecular function: protein dimerization activity; Hsp70 protein binding.
AUGGAUGUUAAGAAAAUUGAAGAACUGAAGCAGUUUAUUUCUCAGUGCAAGGAAGAUCCAUCCAUUUUGCAAAAACCCGAGUUUUCCUUUCUUAAGGAAUUUAUAGAAAGUUUCGGUGGAAAAGUGUCAAAACAUAAUGGAUUUUAUGAACACAUUCCAAGUGAAGAUAGCACAGAUGAGAAAUCUCUAAAUGAGGAAAAGGAAGAAGAUGAAGAUGAUAUAGAGGAAGAAGAUUUAGAAGAAGAGGAGGAACAAGAAGAGGAAGAAAAUAAUGAAGAUUUAAUGAAAGAAGAAACUAUUGAAUUCCCUCCAUUGGCACCCUCCGUUGAAGGAGAUUUAUCGGAAGAAAUAAUAGAAGAAAUUAGCAACUUAAAAUCGGAAGCUGUGAACCUAGUUCAAGAAAAUAAUUUUGAAGGAGCUCUUGAAAAGUAUAAUAAAAUAAUAUCAUAUGGAAAGCCAUCAGCUAUGAUAUAUACAAAACGAGCAUCCAUUUUGUUAAGCUUGAAAAGACCGAAAGCCUGUAUACGAGAUUGUACAGAAGCAUUAAAUUUAAAUAUAGAUAGUGCUAAUGCAUAUAAAAUUAGGGCUAAAGCAUACAGAUAUUUAGGAAAAUGGGAAAACGCACAUGCUGAUAUUGAACAAGGACAGAAAAUCGACUAUGAUGAAGAUUUAUGGGAAAUGCAAAAACUUAUUGAAGAAAAAUACAAAAAGAUUUAUGAGAAAAGGAGAUACAAAAUUAAUAAAGAAGAAGAAAAAAAAAGGAAAAAAAGGGAAAAAGAGUUAAAAAAAAGAUUAGCGGCUAAAAGAGCUGCAGAAAAAGCUUAUAAAGAAAACAGCAAAAGGGAAAACUAUGAUUCUGAUUCAUCCGAUUCAUCCAGCAGCCAGCCCGACUUUUCCGGAGAUUUCCCAGGUGGAUUCCCAGGUGGUUUUCCAGGAGGUAUGCCAGGGGGGAUGCCAGGAGGAAUGCCAGGAGGAAUGCCAGGAGGAAUGCCAGGAGGAAUGCCAGGAGGAAUGCCAGGAGGAAUGCCAGGAGGAUUCCCAGGUGGUUUUCCAGGGGGGAUGCCAGGAGGUAUGCCGGGAGGAAUGCCAGGAGGUAUGCCAGGGGGGAUGCCAGGAGGUAUGCCGGGAGGAAUGCCAGGGGGGAUGCCAGACUUAAAUUCACCCGAAAUGAAGGAACUGUUUAACAACCCUCAGUUUUUCCAAAUGAUGCAGAACAUGAUGAGUAACCCCGAGUUACUAUCCAAAUAUGCCAAUGAUCCAAAAUACAAAAAUAUAUUUGAAAAUUUUAAAAACUCGGAUUUGGGAAAUAUGAUGGGUAAGUCUUUUCCCAAAGAGAAAAAUUAA